AACUAGGGCGACGUUGCGUCUGGUUGCCAUAGAGACCGCAGUUUUCUCUCCUGGUUCUCCCAGAACCAGGAGCUCCAGUUGGGGUCAGGAAGGCCCCACAGAAGCUUGUGUUCUUUGAUGUACUGAGGACGUUGGAAAUCGGAAAUGGCCAAGCUGCUGCAAACCCCACCCAAGUUCCUUCCUGCAGAGUGGUAUAUUGCUAACAAAAGCCAGUACCACAGAGCAGAGGCCCAAAGGUCCCGAUCUGAGCGCCUGGUGGCAGAGAGCCAGAGGCUUGUGGAAGAAAUUGAGAAGACCACCAGGAAGUCUCAGAGCGAUGUGAACAAGAAACUUGAGCAGAGACUUGAGGAGGUCAAGUUCUGGAAGAAGGAGUUAGAUGACAAACUUGAAGAGCUCGUGCACCAGACGGAUGAUCUGCUCACAUACAAGAUUCGCCUGGAGAGAUCCUUGGAGAGUUACAAGGAGCCCCUGCAUAUCACAGAGAAGUGCCUGGCCUACAGGGAGAAGCGCGUGGGCAUCGAUCUGGUGCACGAUGUGGUAGAGCAGGAGCUGCAGAAGGAGGCUGAUAUCAUCCACGGAGUCAUGAACCUGCUCAAGCGCACGGUGGAGGAGUCAACAGAGCAGAUCAGGCUGAAUCGCUCUGCCAAGUACAAUCUGGAAAAGGAUUUGAAGGAUAAGUUCACAGCCAUUACUAUCGACGACGUCUGCUUCUCACUCAACAAUAACUCACCAAAUAUCAAAUAUUCUGAGAAUGUUGUGAGAAUCGAGCCCAACUCAGUGAGCCUGGAGGACUGGCUGGACUUCUCCAACGCCAAUGUGGAGAAGGCAGACAAACAGCUGAACAAUUCAAUGGCGCUGAAGACCCUGGUGGACCAAAUCCUGUCCCAGACAGCCAAUGACCUGCGCAGACAGUGUGAAGUGGUAGACACGGCAUUCAUAAAUGGGCUGAAGGAGACCAAGGACGCCAGGAACAAGCUGGCUGAUCAUCUGGCCAAGGUUAUGGAAGAAAUUGCUUCCCAAGAAAAAAACAUUGUGGCUCUUGAAAACGCCAUUACGCAGCAAGAAGGGCCAGCUAAGGUAGCACACACGCGCCUGGAGACCAGGACGCACCGGCCUAACGUGGAGCUGUGUCGAGAUGUCGCUCAGUAUCGGCUGAUCAAGGAGGUUCAGGAGAUCAACCAUAAUGUUGCCAGGUUAAAGGAAAUCUUGGCCCAGGCUCAGGUACAGCUGAAGGCACUGUACCGCAGGCAGCUGGCCCUGCAGGAGGAAAUCCAGGUUAAGGAGAACACCAUCUAUAUCGACCAGGUGCUGUGUAUGGAGAUGAGGAGGUCCAUCCCGCCUCGAGACGGCGAUGACCAUGGGUCCUGGGAGGGGGGCAUCCGCGCAGAGGCCAUCUGCUGAUAGGAGCCAUUCAGAGUUUUAUUAAACUGCAUCAUAAAGCAA
This is a messenger RNA of Mastomys coucha (southern multimammate mouse), 1443 nucleotides long. RefSeq names its product tektin 1 (gene Tekt1). Lineage: Eukaryota; Metazoa; Chordata; Mammalia; Rodentia; Muridae. The record is from RefSeq and is a predicted model, not a curated record. Gene Ontology annotation, biological process: cilium movement involved in cell motility; cilium assembly. The transcript has 8 exons. The coding region runs from base 145 to 1401 and encodes 418 amino acids. Gene Ontology annotation, cellular component: microtubule cytoskeleton; nucleus.